AUAGCCCCUGGAUACCAAAUGCGCGUUCCUUCUCGGCUCGCGCGGCCGUCACUGCAACGGCAUACGCCACAAUUACAUUUCAGACCAGAGGAACGGCGCUGUCUUACAAUGAAACACAGGCGGAGGCAGGCAGUGGAACUCUAGCCUGUGGUGCCUGCCAUUUAGACCGAGAGAUGGGUAGAUGACGACCGAGAGCAAUGGAGUCGAGGGCCCGUUGAUAGCAUGAAUGACAGGUAUCACAAGGCGGCCCGGGAUGGCUACCUGGACCUGCUGAAGGAGGCUACGCGGAAGGACUUGAACGCGCCGGAUGAAGAUGGCAUGACACCGACGUUAUGGGCCGCUUAUCAUGGCAACUUGGAGGCUCUGCGACUUAUCGUGGGCAGAGGAGGCAACCCUGAUAAGUGUGACAUAUGGGGGAACACACCUCUCCACCUGGCGGCCGCCAACGGCCACCACAACUGCCUGUCCUUCCUGGUGUCCUUCGGUGCCAACAUGUGGUGCCUGGACAACGACUACCACACGCCCCUGGACAUGGCCGCCACCAAAAGCCACAUGGACUGUGUCCGCUACCUGGACUCCAUUGCCGCCAAGCAGUCGGCCCUCAACCCCAAGCUGGUGGGGAAGCUGAAGGAGCGGGCUUUCCGUGAGGCCGAGAGGAGGAUUAAGGAGUGUGUGAAGCUGCAGCGGAAGCACCACAAGCGUAUGGAGCGCAAGUUCCACAAAGAGGCGGCGUCGGAGCAGUCCAUGUCAGACGCCAUGAGCUUCUCCAGCUACACAAGCAGCUCAGUGAGCCGCAAGCUGUCACCACUCUCAACAAACUGCACCACCACCGUCAGUGUGCCACCACCCUGCACCACCCCGUCAGUCAGUGGUCAGUACCACCACCCAGUGUGCCAUACUAGUGUGUCUCUCAGGUCAGUACAAGCUGCACCACCUAAACACCACCACUGUCAGUGUGCUAUUCUCUCAGGUCAGUACAAGCUGCACCACUGUCAGUGUGCCAUACUCUCAGGUCAGUACAAGCUGCACCACCUAAACACCACCACUGUCAGUGUGCCAUACUCUCAGGCUACUCUUCACGCCACAACCCGAGGCAAGACCAAGAUCCAGAAGAGGUUGGAGAAGAGGAAGCAAGGGGACGGGACCUUCAAGAUCUACGAGGACGGCAGGAAGAGCGUGCGCUCCCUCUCGGGCCUUCAGCUGGGCAACGAUGUCAUGUUCCUUAAACAGGGAACCUAUGUCGGCCCUCGGGACCGCGCAGGGCGCCGCGGCAACCUCCGAGACAUAUUCCACGGAGACGCCAACGACGACGCCAUCUCUCGUGCCAUCAGCGAGCCGGACUUGUCUUACCGGCCCGACAUGGAAUACUCUGAGGUCAGCACCGACUCGGGCCACGACUCUCUCUUCAACCGGCCCGGUCUGGGAACCAUGGUGUUCCGACGCAACUAUAUCAGCGGCGGCCUGUUCGGCAUCGGCGGGCGUGACGAGGGAGCCUCGGCGGAGGAACCGAACGGGCUGGCAGCACCAACGUUCGGCCGCAGCCGGCUGCGGCGUUCGCCCAGCCUGGACGAUGGGGGGGACAGCAUCGGCAGUGCCAGCAGCCUCCGGGAAAGGAACCGCCAGGAGCUUCCCUGGGACGAGCUGGAGCUGGGGCUGGAUGAUGACUGCGAGGCCGUGACCAGCCCGUUGGAGGUGUUCUUGGCUGCGCAGACCAUGGGCGAGUUCCUCACCGUCUUCAGGCGGGAGAAGAUCGACCUGGAGGCGCUGCUGCUGUGCUCGGACCAGGACCUCAAGAGCAUCCACAUCCCCCUGGGGCCCAGGAAGAAAAUCCUAGAUGCCUGCAAGAGACGUCUGGAGACCCUUGAGGACCCUGACUACAUCGAGGACACCCUGCUGUGAAUGGUGAAUGACACUUUUGGAUCUGAAGAUGCUGUGUAGGUACUGUAUACCUCUACUACUGUGACGUUCACCUACAGAGGAAACCUACACUACAGAGUAAACCUACACUACAGAGUAAACCUACACUACAGAGUAAACCUAACCUACAGAGUA
This is a messenger RNA of Oncorhynchus tshawytscha (Chinook salmon), 2052 nucleotides long. Its product is annotated as Usher syndrome type-1G protein-like. Gene Ontology annotation, biological process: sensory perception of sound; equilibrioception; sensory perception of light stimulus. Gene Ontology annotation, molecular function: protein binding. The record is from RefSeq and is a predicted model, not a curated record. Lineage: Eukaryota; Metazoa; Chordata; Actinopteri; Salmoniformes; Salmonidae.